Spea bombifrons (plains spadefoot toad) is the source of this 1128-nucleotide messenger RNA. Its product is annotated as transcription factor Sox-17-alpha-like. The coding region runs from base 1 to 1128 and encodes 375 amino acids. Lineage: Eukaryota; Metazoa; Chordata; Amphibia; Anura; Pelobatidae. Gene Ontology annotation, molecular function: DNA-binding transcription factor activity, RNA polymerase II-specific; RNA polymerase II cis-regulatory region sequence-specific DNA binding. The record is from RefSeq and is a predicted model, not a curated record. The transcript has 2 exons. Gene Ontology annotation, biological process: cell differentiation; regulation of DNA-templated transcription; anatomical structure morphogenesis.
AUGACCAGUCCUGAUGGUGGCUACUCCAGCGACGACCAGAAAAUGAUGUCUGGACUGGGGCAAUACCAAUGGGAACAGCCACAAAACUCCUUGGCAGAGGGCAAGAUAAAGGGUGAAUCCGGAUCUGCCAACCCCAGCAGCAAAGCUGAGGCUCGGAUCCGCCGCCCUAUGAACGCCUUCAUGGUCUGGGCUAAAGACGAGCGCAAGAGACUGGCCCAACAGAACCCGGACCUACACAACGCGGAGCUCAGCAAGAUGCUUGGUAAGACCUGGAAGUCCCUGACUCUGUCAGAGAAGCGCCCAUUUGUGGAGGAAGCAGAGAGGCUGAGGGUGCAGCACAUGCAGGAUCACCCUGACUACAAAUACAGGCCAAGGAGAAAGAAGCAGGUUAAGAGAAUGAAGGGUGCUGACAGUGACAUGAUCCACACACCUGAGCAACAAGAACCUUCUCUUUUGGGCAAUGGUAAAAGAAUCUGCCUGGACAACUACAACCAAAGGUAUCCUGAGCACACACACAGCCAGCUUAACCAACCCUGCCAGCUAACACCAACCAACCACUAUGGAAACCAUCAGGCAAUGGGACAAUAUACCAAAAACUACACAAUGCCAAAAUCUCACAUGUCUCUGAAUGGCAAUGCCCACUUUACAUCUCCUGCUCACGAAGACUUCCAAAUUAACCCUUACAACUACAGUGCCCCCUCCUCGUGUCAGAGGAGACCUGUCAACUCCCUAAAUAGCAAUCAGAUGCCACCAACCGGACACACUGGUCAGGAAAGCCCUGGUCAGAGCUUCAUGGGAUACCAAAGGGAUGGGAUGAUUUCUCAGCAGUCAUACUAUGGCCAAGCAUUCAUAUCUAGCAGAGAUAUUCAUCUGCCGUCACAUGGACAGUCCUCUCCAUUAUCAGAACCUGAAGACAUGGGCAAAGUAGCUUCCCCUAUUCAUCAAGGUCAAAUGGUGUGCGACGUCGACAAAAACGAGUUUGACCAGUACCUGAUGUAUGACCUUAAAUCAGAAACCGAACUAAGUUAUAAUUUUGAUCACUGUUCAGGAGCAGGUGCUGGCAACCUACUGUCUUCAUUGGCUCCAGAAGGAAACACCAUUCCUUAUUAUAGCUAUUGUAGUUUAUAA